Brassica napus (rape) is the source of this 806-nucleotide messenger RNA. Its product is annotated as auxin-responsive protein SAUR72. NCBI's taxonomy places the organism in Eukaryota, Viridiplantae, Streptophyta, Magnoliopsida, Brassicales, Brassicaceae. Gene Ontology annotation, biological process: response to auxin. The transcript has a single exon. Bases 105 to 485 code for a protein of 126 amino acids. The record is from RefSeq and is a predicted model, not a curated record.
CUCACACUCUCCUUCAACAAAAUCUUCUCUCAUUGAUUCCUUCGUCAAGCCUCAAUCACUUUCAUCACUCUUCUCUCUCUUUCUCAAACCAACAGCGCGAAGAGAUGAAGCAUCUGAUCCGCCGCCUCUCCCGCGUCGCCGACUCCGCAAACUACAGCCUCCUCCGUUCCGAUUCGCAGCGACCUAGCCGCCGUCCACCGGCGCCUCGCCGCUCGAAGAAGCACACAUCCUCCGUUCCCGAGGGUCACGUGCCUGUCUACGUGGGAGACGAGAUGGAGCGGUUCGUGGUGAGCGCGGAGCUGCUAAACCACCCGGUUUUCAUCGGUUUGUUGAACCGAUCGGCUCAAGAGUACGGUUACGAACAGAAAGGAGUUCUGCAGAUCCCCUGCCACGUGUUGGUAUUCGAGCGAAUCAUGGAGUCGCUUCGGCUCGGAUUAGCGGUGCCGAGCGACCUACAAGAUGUAAUCGGCGACGAGACGAUUUGACACGCGAGGGAAUCUUUGGUAGUUAGAGAGAUAUGGAUCUGGUUCUUUUUUUUUCGGCUCAGAUGCAGUACGACGUCGUGUUGAUGGUGUACAUAGCUAUGUAUAUUUUUCAUUUUUCUGGAUGAUAGAUGAUGAAGAAGAUUGAAGUUCAAAUGGGGAAGGGGAAAGAUUAGCGAUAUUUUUAGGGCUUUUCUUUUUGAAUUUUUUUUUCUUUUUUCAAAAUUUGUUUGUUGCAAAUUUCCUGUUUUUCGCCGGUUUAAGAACCGGUUUGAGACUCUUGUGAAGGUUUAAAUGGAAAUUGGUUCGGUUUGGUUAAUGUAA